AUGUCAGCCAAGAUGGCGGCUUCCAUGGUGGAGCAAGGGGAGGAUGCGUUUAGAACGCUUUUUAAGUUUUAUAAACGGAGAAAUCCGCCUCCGGAUUUUAGUGAAGUCAUUGACUUUUCGAAGAAAGUCGGAAACGACAUGGUUUACGCAGCCAAAUUAAACCAUGGCAGUGUAAACGACGAAGCGGCUUUCAGAGCAGGGCUUCAGCCUGUUAAAGACUGGAGAGCGUUUGGUCUUCAGGGAUAUCCAGGGUUUAUAUUUAUUUCCAAUCCCUUCCUGCCUGGCUCACAGCACCACUGGGUCAAACAGUGUCUGAAAACCUACACACAGAAACCCAACGUGUGUAACCUGGACAUGCACAUGUCACCUGCCGAGACCGAGAACAUCUGGGAGAAGAGCGUAGGCAGCAUCCGGAAAAAAGGGCAGCGAGAGCCGAGGACUCUGCUGGAGAAACUCCGCUGGGUGACUCUGGGUUACCAUUACAACUGGGACACUAAGACCUAUUCUCCUGAUCACUUCACACCUUUCCCUGAGGAUCUCCACUGUCUUUCCCACAAAAUAGCAGCAGCUUGCGGUUUUCCAGGCUUUAACGCAGAGGCUGGAAUUCUGAACUACUAUCGCUCCGAUUCCUCUCUUGGGAUCCACGUGGACGAAUCCGAGCUCGAUCACACUCAGCCGCUUCUGUCUUUCAGUUUCGGGCAGACUUCAGUCUUCUUGUUGGGCGGGACUAGACGUCAGGACCCGCCCACCGCUAUGUUCAUGCGCAGCGGUGACGUCAUGGUGAUGUCGGGUUCCAGUCGCCUCCUGUACCACGCUGUCCCCUGCAUCGUCCCCGCCCCAGCUGGCCACCCCCUGCCCUCCUGCCUGGACCAGAGUGUGGACAGAAAGGAUACGAACAAUGGCAUCAUCCAGAGCGUGUGUGAAAAGGACUGGGACGUGUGUUCUACUUAUCUAAAGACAUCACGCAUAAACAUGACAGUGAGGCAGGUCCUAGCUCCAGGGCAGACCUUCCCGGUCACACACUCGGACCCUGAUCCAGCGACGGAACACUCUGGACAUGGGUAUGGCGAGGACGAGGAGGAAACUCAAUUGGCUAAGAAGAUGAAAAAUGAUUUAUGACCUUGAUUUGGGAUUUUAAGGGAUAUUUAUGUGAUCAAAAUUUUGAGUUUUAAAGCUGUACAUACAGUAUGUGAAUAAAACAUUAUUACAAUAGUUUCAGUGUGUGAAAGAAAGCGUGUAGAGAAUAAUCUCAACUAAGCUGAAUGUUUAAGAUGGUUAUUUGACUGCUGAAGCGGGACGACAUGACAAAAAUAUUACUUUAUCACAUGUUUAUAAAAAGAAUAUGUAACCUAGUGAAGCUCUGUCUUUUUUCACACUCAAAGAAAAGGUAAACAAAAGUCCCUUUUUAAUUUUCCAGUUUUCUCAGUCCAUUUCAUGAUUGAAACCCUGGCCUCCCAGGAACUCCUUUAAUGGUCUAAACAGGACUGUAACGUGCAAGUUGGUGAAAAAUUGUGUGUACAGUUCCCACACACAGAUGCGUUUUACUGCGGCUAAGAGUCUCAUCACCGUACUGUGCUUGAAGUCUUUGAUGAAUGCCAAUCGCUAUUGUGUCUUUAUUCAUUAAAAAUAAUUUCAUCACAAGUCCUGUUUUGACUUAAACACCCCUUGUAGCUGCUAGGUA
This is a messenger RNA of Clarias gariepinus (North African catfish), 1681 nucleotides long. RefSeq names its product alkB homolog 1, histone H2A dioxygenase (gene alkbh1). Gene Ontology annotation, biological process: oxidative RNA demethylation. Gene Ontology annotation, cellular component: cytoplasm; nucleus. Gene Ontology annotation, molecular function: ferrous iron binding; oxidative RNA demethylase activity; broad specificity oxidative DNA demethylase activity. The transcript has 6 exons. The record is from RefSeq and is a predicted model, not a curated record. Bases 1 to 1119 code for a protein of 372 amino acids. NCBI's taxonomy places the organism in Eukaryota, Metazoa, Chordata, Actinopteri, Siluriformes, Clariidae.